Messenger RNA from Necator americanus (New World hookworm), 1041 nucleotides. RefSeq lists its product as uncharacterized. NCBI's taxonomy places the organism in Eukaryota, Metazoa, Nematoda, Chromadorea, Rhabditida, Ancylostomatidae. Gene Ontology annotation, biological process: nuclear-transcribed mRNA catabolic process, nonsense-mediated decay. The transcript has 10 exons. The record is from RefSeq and is a predicted model, not a curated record. Bases 1 to 1041 code for a protein of 346 amino acids.
AUGCAGCGAAAUCUGCUGUUUUGCGACGAAAGAAUUUCGAGAAAAACGUUCUGGUAUUUUGAAAUGAACAUACCAUUUUUGGAAGGAGUUCCACAUUCACUCUCUCCAAAUCUGCCACCUCUCUUCCCAUCAUGGACACUUACAUGUGUUGGUCCAAACAGCUACUACACGCACUCCUAUGGUCUUCGCGACCAGCCGAAUUUAAAGUUAGGUGGAGAGUAUCUGUACCCUGUCAGUGUACAACUAGAGGUUGACCCAGUAUCUUGGGACAGAGAUAUGCAGUAUGUCCAGGCUGUGGAAGGGAUCUCAUCACGUCCACCUCCUCGUAAACCACGAAGGUUGCCAGCAGAAGUGGAAAAAGUCAAACUCUUCAUAGGAAUGGAGUAUGAAUGCCCACGGGGUCAUCGGUUUUUUGUCGGGGAGAACGGAGAACCGUUAAGGUUGCCCAAGAACUCAAACGCCAGAUCCGCUAUGAGUCGAGAAUCAGACGAUGUAUUCUUACAUCGUGACUUCCCGUUAAGACGUCAAUGCACAUGCAGGAAGCUACCUGUCCAAACUGCUCAGCUGAUGCGAGUUCAUGUCGUCACUCCAAAGGCACCCAUUACUGUGACCGUGCAGCCAGCGGUUGAGAUUCCUGGUCAAGAAGGAUUUUUCGGGACAGGAGAAGGUCCGCUACACCUCUCAUGGGCUAGAUACUACAUAUUGCAAUUGCCGUUCAUAUAUUCCGGACCAUCAGGAGUUUGGAUACCUCCUGUUGGAGUGGAACGGGUUGGAACGUUUAAAGGAGACGCGAUACAGGUUUCAGCCACUAUUAGGGGAACGUCAUCAAAAGACAAUCCCGAAAAACUGGCGGGCAGUUGUGCACGUGAUGAUCAGUGGAUGGCUUUGCCAGGCUCUAGUUUAAUACUAAUGGAGUGUAUAGCCGGAUCAAAACGACAUGAAGCUCGAUCCAACUGCGUGAGCGACAACGUUCGAUGCGGCGUGGAAGAGCUAGCGGCUGGGAUCAAGGUGGGACCGAACUGUCGCGAACUGCACCGAUGA